Adineta ricciae is the source of this 783-nucleotide messenger RNA. NCBI's taxonomy places the organism in Eukaryota, Metazoa, Rotifera, Eurotatoria, Adinetida, Adinetidae. The record is from the annotation of a GenBank genome assembly.
AUGCAACGACAACAGUCGGAAGAAAAUUCUAGAAGUGACGAUGACGAAGUUACCAAUCGAAAUCACAUAGAAGCGCGUGGAUCGUCGGAUGGUUUGGAAUUUGUUCCAACGAUUCUGAAGAUCAAAGAAAUUAUCUUCCUUCGACACAGCGAAUUUAUUCGUUUAGUUAAUGAAUUCAAUAAAACACUGGAAUCGUUUACAAGAGAUGAACCGUAUUAUUUAAAUUUUACCGUUGUACCACAGUCGGACUCGACAAUACUUUGGAAAGCAUUAAUUCGUAUAACAUGUUCGAAAAUAUCACGAGCAGAUCAAAGCAAAUCGAAUGAUAUUGUUUUGAAUUUACAUCAGUUCUUGUCUGUACAUCGAUCUCUAUGUCAGCAAAUUUUAACUUUACAAAAAUGUCCAUCAACAGCAUUGUAUAAUUCUGAACCGACGAAACAAAAUUCUUCUUCAUUUUCCACAGCCAAAUUAUCGUUCAAUUUACCAAAUGACAACGAAUGUUGUAUUUGUAUGGAUCGACAGCCGAACUUAGUUUUACCUUGUACCCAUAAAUUUUGCGAUGAAUGCUUUCAGCAAUGGUCAUCUCAAGUGACUGCAACAUCCUCUCAAACGUGUCCAUUGUGUCGUGUAGAUAUCAACAGUGAUAGUGGUUUUCUGCUUGCAGAAAAACCAAAAUAUGAUCAUGUUAAAAAGACGCUGACUGAGUCAAUCUUGUCUUUGCCAGAAGAUUAUCGAUCGCGUAGUAGUGAUAAAUCAUUGAUGACUCGAAGCUAUCGAGAAUAA